GCAACCUCAGGACAAAGUCGGUACUGCAAGUGUAACAGUAGUUUAACCUGGAUACACAGGCAGUUUUCUGAUAACUGACAAAACAAUAAUUAGGACACCUGUAUAUCCUGUCCUGGGAAAUUAAUAGCGUAUAUUCUGGAUAUUUCUUCUGUGAGCAGCUCAUUAUCGUGUUUGGAGCGUCUGCACAGCAAGUUGUUUCUUGUAUAGUGAAAGCGAAAGUACCCGAAGAAACUUUGAUAGUCUAGCAACGACGGGUUGAGGUCACCAAUGAAGAAUCAUGGGUUUGAUCUUGAAGAUAUUUAUUUUCUUGUAUCUAAGUGCAGGUGUGUGGUGUGUCCAUCAGAUACAGUGGCUGCCCUGUCAGUUCACUGACGAACAUGUGUUUAUUAAUAAUGAAGGGCACACUGAGACUCAGCUCAUCCACAGAGAGGCGAUGCUGCAGUUUGGUCAGAAAGGAGACGCUCUUGUUAAUCCAAACGCCAUCACUUUCCUGAUUGCCAGAUCAAAGUUGGAUCUGCUGCGGUAUGUGGAGGGGGUGGAGGCAGAGCAGCUGAAGUGUGACCUGUACAGGUACAGCACAGAAGGCAGUUAUGUCCGCUGGCCUGUCCUCGGGGCUCGGGAGUACAACCACUGGUUCAGCUGCACCCUGAGGCACAGGGGGGGCCUCUUCACCGUCACCAGCUUCCUCAGACACCCCUCUGACGAACCUCCACCAGGACGGCAGGACUACCACAACUGGUCUGCCAUCGCUGACAGAGAGCUCCUCCUCACCACAGUCGCCGUGGUCAUCAAAACACAGACUCCAGCAGUGAAAACCCGCCUCAAGUUCCAACAAAAGCUCCACUGCCAGUUUGAUGUUGACCACAAGGGGGCAAAGGUCACUGUGGAGUGGCACAGGCAGCGCCGUGGCGAGAGGACCAAGCUCUUCAGCUUCAGCCGCCACACAGGGGAGAAGCAAGGGAGCGGUGUAGGGCUGAAUGCCCUUGCAGCCAAAGAUGCCUCCUACACCCUCGCCUCCACCAUGAUGAGCAGUGAAGGGACCUACAUUUGUUCAGUGUCAGUGACUCCACUGUUUGCCAGUGUGGAUAUAAAUCUGCAAAUUGAAGAGCCUCCCCAAGUCAGCCUGAGUGUGGGACCCACUCUGUCACUGCAGGAGGGUGAGUUGCAGAAGGUUGUGUGUGAGGCAAACAGCUACUACCCUCGGGAUGUGGAUAUAGUUUGGUAUGAGCAGGACCCGGCGGUGUCAGGAACUUCAUAUCCCAAGCCACUUAAGAACAUCAUGUAUUCCCACCACAAAGAAGGUCAGGACAAGACCUUCUCGUUGUCGGGUUUCUUUUACCUCCAGCCUUCGCUCAAUGACUCUGGGAAACAGUAUACAUGCAGUGUCUCCCAUCAGUCCCUGAAAAUGCCCAUCAAAAAGCUCUUCACCCUGAGUGUUGAAGAGCCAAGAAGAUGGAUGCUUUACCUCUGUGUUGGCUUCAUUGUGAUCUUACUGCUGUAUGUGAAGCGGAGCUACAUGCACUCAGCUUGGAGAAAGUUAGCAGUUUGGAUGAUGUAAAAAAAACACAGAGGACUGGGAUCGGAGUAAGAAGCUGUGGCCCCAAACUGAACAAGCAAAGCAGGCUGGUAAACUGGCCUUUCUCUGGGGUCCCCAUGGAUCCCAGAUAGCAAAAUGACUCCGCCCCCGAUCCGCCCCGGAUGUGCCACUGACUCCGUAACGGACCCGCAAAACCGGUCCGUAUCGGAAUCCACUUGCACAGCGGGACGGAUCAGUAACGGAUCAGGAUCACGGUUGAGGAACAGAUCAGGACCGGAUACAAAUCGGACCUGUCCACGUUUCAGGUUAUCCAAAACGGAUCCUUUACGGAGCCGUCUGUGGAAAAACUGAUCCGACACGGAUCCGUUUUGAAUCCGUUCCGAUAACAGCUUAUUUUGGCCAGAAUAUUUUCAGGAUCCCUUAUUAAAAAUUGCUGUAGCCAUGCUAGCUACAGUUAAAGCUAAAAUAUCUAUUUGGACAUGAAGACUGAUU
Molecule: messenger RNA, 2029 nt
Organism: Archocentrus centrarchus (flier cichlid)
Lineage: Eukaryota; Metazoa; Chordata; Actinopteri; Cichliformes; Cichlidae
Product: tapasin-related protein-like
Exons: 7
Coding region: 278-1558 (426 amino acids)
Source: RefSeq, a predicted model, not a curated record